CAACUUUAGUCUCAAAUGCCUGACCGCAGUGACCAAGCAGCACUCCAAAAAUUCUUCUUUGAUGAGAUCCAGAAGGGAGAGGAAUUACUUGCUGCAGGUGAGUUGAACAAUGGUCGUUGAUGCUGGACCAAUAACAUCUUCAGUGGAGUAAUGGUAGUACAGUGUGUAGGGUUAGUGUUGGUGCCAUAUACAAGAGGGCUACUGGUGGUACAGUGUAUAAUAUGCAUACCUUUCACCUCCUUAAUUCAAUGAAGAAACAAAAAGUGAAAAUAGGGACCUUCCCUCAAAACGUUCUGCUUGUAUUUUUAGGUAGUUAUAUAUCCGUCAUAGCAUAGCUUUCUGAAAAUGAUAAAAAGUUUUAAAAAACAAAAAAUUAACAAAACUAUUUAAAAUCAGUAACAAAAUCCAACAACAUUUUAAGUAAGGUUUUAUUGCCGAACACAAUCUAGAGGCAAAACACAAUGGUUUGAAAAUAUUAAUGAUUUGCCAAUGUUGUCUCGAUUUUGACUUACCUAAGGUUGGAAUAUCUGAGUCCUUCCAAUUUGACAUUAGUUUUUUCUUGCUACUCUACUUUCCUCGCGUAGUAACACUGAACCAAUGAUGCAUCCUACUUUAUUAUUUUACUCCUUUGCUGGAUUUCAGGUGAAUUUGAAGCAAGUGUGAAACAUCUUACCAAUGCCAUUGCAAUCAGUGGUCAACCUCAACAAUUGCUCCAAGUAUUCCAGCAAACAUUACCACCUGAUGUGUUUAAAAUGUUGAUGAAUAGUCUGGCCUUAGCUGCAAAAUCUCCCACCACCACUGCACCGGUAAGGCAUACCAUCUGUGGUGAUGGAUUAUUUGUCUCUGUGUAAUCACACCUGGGGUAAACUACUGUGCCAGACCAGUGGCUAGAAUAGCAUGAUUUAUACUUGCAAGGGACACCUUAUGACCUUAACACAUUAAGAUGCAUUGAGCCCUAAUGCAACCUACCAUAUUGUUUUACUCUAACACAAGACAAUUUUACUUGUGCACUGGUGCUCAAUGGGCCAAUGUGUCUUGUUAACCCAUUAAGUUGUAUUGCAGCUUAAUAUGCCCUGCUUUAAUAUUUUUACUAUGUCUAAUGCCAGAUGAAAGCACUGGUGCUCAAUAGGGUAAACCUUUUUACCAGCCUAGUUCCAGUUGUUUUGAAGCAAGCACGAGAAAAAACGUGGAUGUAGUACGAGACUGGGACCUAGGUGUGAUCGCUGAAGCGUUCUGCACAGCACACCCAGGCAUAAAACUUUUAACACUCAUUUAAUUAAAUAUAUCAAAGCAGCGAAUAGAGAGAGCCUGGGACUAGGCUCCUUUUUUACAAGAAUAGUCUAAUUACAUAACACUUGUGAUUUUGUCUGCACAGACAACUGUUUUGAUGGAUCUUCUAUCAGUCUGCCCAUUUGUACAAACAACUAAAUUUUUUUUCCCGAAGAUGGAGCCAGUUAUAAUCCAACAAUUGAUCUUUGAGUAGAUGUCACUCUUAUUAUGUUUUCUUUUUUUUCUAGAAUACCUCAAUGGAUACCCUUGGAGAUACAUUGGACUAAGGAUAUUUUAUAGAUAUUGUAGAAUAUUUGUACACAAUACUAAAUAAACUUUGUAUGUAUAAAAUACCUCAAGUAGUAAGAUAUUUUGAUAAAAUCCUGAAUUGGGUCCCAUUGUAUGUAGCAAUCCUGACAUUCUUGAGGCAUUACAGGAACAAACUACCUUAACAAUACGUGACAAGAACUGACAAUUCGAGCAAAGGCCUUUGUCUUGCAGUCAGUAAAAAUGUUAAAUUCUUGCUCCUUUCCCGCCUGCACUCCUUUGCCCAGCGGCUCCGCUCGUGUUCCAUGAUCCACCAUGUAAAGUGUAGUGAAAUGUAUCUCGAUAUGAAACAUAGCCAAACAGAAGCCUCUGCAGAGGAGAGAGUUCUUGUUCUAUUCGUCAGCUAGUUUGUUCUCAUAUUCCAGAUAUUUUGAUAUAUGAGAAACAAGGAGCUGCCUAUUUCCAAUGGAAUAUAAGGACUCCUAGAUUGAAUAGUUUAGUGAUAUAAUAAUAUCACCAGGAAAAACUUGCACUAGGAAAAAUGCAAACAUUUGGGCAUGGCAUAAAAAUAAUUUCUCAGAGAGCUUCCAUUACACAAAAUAAUUUCAUUUGGGCUGUUAAUAUCCAAGCUAAUUUUUUCACCUAAAUUUUAUACACACAACGUUAAUAUGUUUUAUUACAAUGCUGAUUUAUUAAGAUAUUCUGAAAUUAUUCUGAAAUUCUUAAUAAAAAUUAGGGGUGCAUCAGAUAGAGCUUUUUGGCUAUCUGGCCCAAUAGUUGAAAAUGAAGUGUUUAUAAUAUUUUGACUUGAAAAGUUGAAAUAAUAGGAAAGAACUUCACAGUCUAAGAAUAUUGGUAAACAUGCACAAGCCUUGCUCACAACUUCAAAAUUCAAAUGCCCAACCUGCAUGAAAAUACUGGCUUUUCUAUGAUCCUAAUAUUUCAAGUGAAAAAAGAUAAACACCCCUACUUUUUUAACCUUAUCAAAUCAUUUUUUAACCCAGAAAGAAGGCCUGAACCAUAUAUAUAAAUUAUCUCGCUACCUGAGGCAGAUAUGAUAUCUGGUGCAUCGAUCCCUAUUAAAAAUCAUGAUAACUCUACACAAAACCCGACCAUUGAACUGAAGUAUAAAUAACUUUGCCGGAUGAAUCAACCGACGCCAAAACACUUGUCUUUUUAACAGUUGAUCCUAGUCGACCUACACUAACUAGAUCCAACCCUGUAAGCCUUUCUCCACAAGGUAAAAUUUUCACAAUAAAAUGCGAAUGAAAUCUCAAUGGGUCUCCGGGAUAGACUAAAUAAUCGCCACCAAAUUUGUUCCCAUUGGUUAUAAAAUAUCCCUUUUGCCAUAAAUCGGAGAAAACUUUGCACCUGACUUGUUCAAUCUCAGUUUCUGGGAAAUUCCAAUACACAUCUUUGGUUCUUAAAAGUUUGGAUUUUGUGCUCACACAAACAAGAGUAGAAUCUUGAAGAUUGAUCUCAUCCGUAUUUUCAGAUGAUCCAGAAAUGUCUUCUGACUGCUUCUGAGCAGAACCAUUGGCAUCCUCUGAUAAUAUAUCCAUGUUUUUCAACUGUUGCUGAGUAGAGCUGUCGGUGCUCUCCGAUGAUCUAUGAAUGUCUUCCGAUGAUAAUUUUUUAGGGAUGUCAUCCGACCACCUGACCGAACUUGAUUCCAUAAAACUUUGCUUUUCUUCAGUUUCUAUACGUGGUACUUUACCACUAGAAUUUUGCGAUGAGAUUCUUCGUUUUCUAUCCACUCUUUCACGGCCUUCCUCUAUGAUUUCUGCAAAGUCAGCAAGUUUUUGUUGUUUUAAUUCUUCAAGUCUUUCAAUCUGUUCCUGAAUGCUAGUUCUUCUUUCAUCUUGAAAUUUGUGGACUAUCUCCUGUGAAGGUCUUGUUAUAUCGCUUUCUACAAUUCUAGCAAUGUUCUUGUCAAGUAAAAGUCUCGCUUCCUCAGGGAGUAAGACAAGAGGGAGAGAAAACACUAAAUUCUGUCUAGGUUUACUGGGCAGUGAGCCAACUAAAGACCCCACAAUGCGGCAUUUUCUUCGUAGCAUCAUUACAGCUUCUUUAUCCCAAACAAAUAUUUCUUGAUUGCUUAAAAAUAAUAAGAUUUUCUCCUGUUUCUCUCCGCACUCCUCGUGGUUGUCCUCCAUUUUGAAG
Paramuricea clavata is the source of this 3699-nucleotide messenger RNA. NCBI's taxonomy places the organism in Eukaryota, Metazoa, Cnidaria, Anthozoa, Malacalcyonacea, Plexauridae. The record is from the annotation of a GenBank genome assembly.